This is a messenger RNA of Dipodomys spectabilis (banner-tailed kangaroo rat), 2604 nucleotides long. RefSeq names its product vomeronasal type-2 receptor 116-like. The record is from RefSeq and is a predicted model, not a curated record. The coding region runs from base 1 to 2604 and encodes 867 amino acids. The transcript has 7 exons. Gene Ontology annotation, cellular component: membrane. Lineage: Eukaryota; Metazoa; Chordata; Mammalia; Rodentia; Heteromyidae. Gene Ontology annotation, biological process: G protein-coupled receptor signaling pathway. Gene Ontology annotation, molecular function: G protein-coupled receptor activity.
AUGCACACUCUGAACAUGGCCACAUCAUCAUCCUGUGCAACAAGGGCUUCUACAUUGCCUUCUAAUCUUCCCGUCCUGGUCAGGUCUUUGGCUGGCACUAGCUGCUUCUCUACUAUGAAGCACCGAGCACACAUGGAUGGAGAUGUGAUAAUUGCGGGAUUUUUCCCUCUCAAAACUUUGGGAAAAGAUCAUAGUAAGAGUGAAGAUUCCAGGCAAGAGGAACACACACCGAUCUUCAAGAACUAUCAGUUUGUUUUGGCUUUGGUUUUUGCUGUUGAGGAAAUCAACAAAAAUCCUGUUCUUUUACAUAACAUGACUCUGGGACUUGAUAUCUAUGAUGUUGAAUUCAGAGCUUGGACAAUGUUUAAGAAUCCCUUCAUUUGGCUCUUUGGAAAAUACAAGAUUCCAAACUACUCUUGUAUGAGAGACAGGAGGUCUACAGCAGUACUAACAGGACCAUCAGGAAUAACAUCUAACCAGAUUGGGACAUUGUUGGGACUCUACAGAUUUCCACAGUUUACCUUUGGGUCUUUUGAUCAUACCCUGAGUGACCAUAACAAGUUUCCUGCUCUCUAUCAGAUGGCCCCAAAAGACACAUCAAUGGUCAUAGCCAUUGUCUCUUUACUGCUGCACUUCAACUGGAACUGGGUGGGGCUGUUGACCUCACAGGAUGAGAAUGGUUCCUGGUUUCUGGCUGAAUUAAAAGAAGAAAUGGCCAAAAACAGAGUUUGUGUAGCCUAUGAGCUAGUUGUCUCAACCCAAGACCUGUCACAUUUAUUCAGAGUGAUGGCAGUUUAUAACAAGAUCAAUAAUUCUUCAGCAAGUGUCCUCAUCAUAUAUGGUGAUAAAGAUUCCCUAAUAUCUAUAAUAAUAAGUCUUGAGCAAAUUUUAAUGCAAGGCAAAGUUUGUGUCAUGAAUCUACAGUGGGAUUUCACCAUGAAAACGAGAUAUUUCAUGCUAGGCUCAUUGCAUGUACCUCUUAUUUUUACACACCAUCAUGCAGAUGUUUCUGGAUUCACAGAUUUUGUCAAGGCAGUUAAUCCUUCCAAAUACCCAGAAGACAUUUUUCUUGCGAGGCUGUGGUUUCUGUCAUUUAAUUGCUCAGAUGCUGAGUCUGACUGUGUAACAUGGGACAACUGCCCUCAUGACGCCUCUUUGGAUUGGUUGCAUGGGCAUAUUUUUGACAUGACUAUGUCUGGAUACAGUUAUAAUAUAUACAAAACUGUGUAUGCUGUAGCCCAGGCUCUCGAUGAGAUGCUUCUUCUUCAAACGGAAUUUCACACAGUGGGAAAUAGGAAAGGAACAGUGCCUUCCCCUGCACAGCUGCACUUUUUCCUGAGAAAUAUCCAAUAUUACAAUCCGGCUGGAGAUCAAGUGAUUUGGGAUGAGAAAAGCAAAUUGGAGCCAGAGUAUGACGUUCUGAAUAUUUGGAACUUUCCAGAAGGCCUUGAACUUGCAGUGAAAGUAGGAAAGUUUUCUCCAUAUGCUCUACAUGGCAAUCAACUGUCUUUAUCUGAAGAUUUGUUAGAGUGGGCCAUAGGAACUACAGAGACUCCUCACUCUAUCUGCAGUGAGAGUUGUGGUCCUGGAUUCAGAACAUCUCGUCACGAGGAAAAGGCAUCUUGUUGCUUUGACUGUACUCCUUGCCCAGAGAAUGAGAUUGCUAAUGUCACAGAUAUGGAGCAUUGUGUGAAGUGUCCAGAUCAUCAGUAUGCCAACACACAGAGAAACCAGUGCGUCCUGAAAGCUGCAAGUUUCCUGGCUUUUGGAGAUCCCUUGGGCAUGGCUCUGGCAUGCAUGGCUCUUUGCUUCUCUAUGCUAACUAUUGUUGUUCUUGGAGUGUUUGUGAAACACAAAGACAGUGCCAUUGUCAAGGCCAAUAACCAGACUCUCAGCUACAUCUUGCUCAUCUCCCUCAUUUUCUGUUUCCUCUGUUCCUUGCUCUUUCUUGGCCAUCCCAACACAGUCACCUGCAUCCUACAGCAGAUCACAUUUGCGGUUGUGUUCACUGUGGCUGUUUCCACAGUGUUGGCUAAAACGGUGACUGUGGUUCUGGCCUUCAAGGCCACUUCUCCAGGGAGAAGGAUGAGGUGGUUGCUGAUAUCUGGGGCUCCUAACUUCAUCAUCCCCAUCUGCACUUUGAUCCAGGUGACCCUCUGUGGACUCUGGCUGGGAACCUCACCUCCCUUCAUUGACACAGAUCCAUACUCUGAACAUGGCCAUGUCAUCAUUCUGUGCAACAAGGGCUCCAUCACUGCCUUCUACUGUGUCCUGGGAUACUUGGGUUCCCUGGCCAUUGCCAGCUUCACUGUGGCUUUUCUGGCGAAGAACCUGCCUGACACCUUCAAUGAAGCCAAGUUCCUGACCUUCAGCAUGCUGGUGUUCUGCAGUGUGUGGCUCACCUUCCUGCCUGUCUACCACAGUGCCAAGGGGAAAGUCAUGGUGGCAGUGGAGGUCUUCUCCAUCUUGGCCUCUAGUGUAGGGCUUCUAGGCUGCAUAUUUGUUCCAAAGUGCUACAACAUCUUGCUAAUUCCAAUUAAAAAUUCUCCAUAUUGUUUUAGGGAUAAAAGACAUAUUAGGAGAAAUAUGCAUUGUUAUGAUUAA